This is a messenger RNA of Dissoconium aciculare CBS 342.82, 2385 nucleotides long. RefSeq lists its product as uncharacterized. Gene Ontology annotation, biological process: DNA-templated transcription; regulation of DNA-templated transcription. The coding region runs from base 1 to 2385 and encodes 794 amino acids. The record is from RefSeq and is a predicted model, not a curated record. The transcript has 6 exons. Gene Ontology annotation, molecular function: DNA-binding transcription factor activity, RNA polymerase II-specific; DNA binding; zinc ion binding. Gene Ontology annotation, cellular component: nucleus. Lineage: Eukaryota; Fungi; Ascomycota; Dothideomycetes; Mycosphaerellales; Dissoconiaceae.
AUGGAUGUCAAGACGGACGAUAACAGUGAUUCGGAUCAUGACGUCUCGGACCACGAGCACGGCUCUCCCGACAACCACCAUCCGCCCGGGUCGGCAGCGACCCACAGAGUCGCCAAGUUAGAACGCGACAAACGAACAUACCGUGCCUGUCUGCACUGUCGACAGCGCAAAUCAAGAUGCGAUCUAUACAGCAGCGGAGAGCCCGGCAGACCUCCAUGUGAGCGAUGCAUCCGAGAGCAACACGAAUGCAUCCUUGGUGGAUCACGCAGAGGCGGCCGUCGAGUUAAGCGCACAGCCACUGAUUCUACGACGGCGGGAUCAUUUGCCGGAUCACAGACAGGUUCGCCAGGCUUGCAAACACCUAUGCAGACAUUGCCAAGCUGGAAUACCCUCAACCAGGAGUCAAGAAAUCUGCCUCCGAUUUCCAAUGAUGGACAGAUCGUUGAAACUGCGAACAUGCGAGUCGACGAUAGUGUCGCCCAAACGGAUCUACAAAACCCAGCCGAUGCCCUCGAAUUCCUAGCACAUGUCGCAGAGCGGAACUCAGGCGGCCAUCAGCUGGCGCCUAUGAAUAGUACCAAGUUUGGACCCGCUUCGAGGCAGCAGAACUUGAUGGGCGGUGACCGCCCUGGGCCUCUACCGGCUACAGGAAGUUCCAUCGACUAUCCGCCACUCAUCAAGGGACAGCUGUCACUACAAAUGGUUCACGUACUCCUAUUAAGGUCAGCUCUACUCUGCGAAAAGAAGUAUCAUCCUUUCUAUCCUUUGGCAAACCCCGCAGCCAUGGACCCCCGGAAUCUUCCUACGACUGCAGUGGAAGAGAAGCAUUUGCUUGCUGCCAUCCUCACUGUUGCUUCAAAAGAUGAGAAGGAGUGGUGGCAAGUCCACGAUGACUGCUCCGCGCACAUGCAGUCACUUGUGGCAAGCUUGGUAUAUACUGGAUGUGGCUCUGUCGAGGCUGUUGAGGCGAUGCUCAUACUUGCAGAAUGGGUUCCUCGUAUCCCCGGCUCGAACUCACAACCAGCGAUCGGUCGCGGCGAAGAGGAUCAAGCCGCAUGGAUGUAUGUGGGUACAGCUAUUCGCCUGGGCUACCUUCUCGGCAUUGAUCGCACGGGCUUUCGUGUGGACCGCGAAUCCCAAACGGCUGACCUCAACCGGAAACGACUUGCAUGGGCAAAUUGUUACAUGAGCGAUCGGCAAAUAUCAGUGCGGAUUGGUAAAGCCUUCUGGUCCCGAGGUCCUGGACCUAUGACUUCACUAGAUGCUCGCGACUUCCCCAGCUUGCGUUCGACAUCGGAUGACUUUGCUGCAAUAUUUGAAGCCAACCUUGCGUUGACUCAGCUAUUCAGCAAUGCGCAUGACGUCCUCUACGCGACCAAGACCCGGUCGAACCAGCUCAACACGGGAGGAGAAUACGUCAAAUACAUCGAUGACUUCCGCGUGUCUCUUCGACAUUGGAAUGAGCGUUGGGGUGUCAUGCCUUGCUCCGAACCUCUGAAAGCAAGUCUCGUACUCUCAUACGAAUAUUUGAGACUCUACGUCAAUGCGUUCGCGUACCAGGCAACACUGAAUCGCCUCCUUGCCCAAAUGCAACAACAGCAACAACAAGGCGCAGCAAACGUCCCCCCACCCGGCAGCAAAAACGGCCCAGCUUCUUUCCUUGAAGUCGCAUACGCCCCUGACGCCCGUUUCAUCUACGACUCCGUCGACGCCGCCCGCACCCUCCUCAGCACCUUCUGCAGCCUCGUCAACCCCGAAGAAACCUUCCGCUACAUGCCUCUGCGCUACUAUCUCUACGUCAUCUACUCCGCCGUCUUUAUGUACAAAGCGCGCUCCACAGGUAUCAUGGGCGCCAGCGACCGCAGUGCCGUCCGCGAGCUGAUCCCCAAAACCAUGGAGAACCUGCAACGCAGCAGCGCCUGUCCCAACGACGUUGGCGAGCGGUAUGCGAAACUCCUGCGUCUCCUGUGGAGCCGACGGCCCGGCCGAGGUAGUAUCAUCGACCCUUCAGACAUCCUGCAGGCGGUGCGAAACAGCAAUACCGGCCUCGGCGACCUCAUCAACAACAACGCUAGCACCGCCACGGGAGGCUCUUCCGAGAUCCCAUCCAACCCUUCCGGUAACAAUCUCGCUCGCGCGAAUUCGGACUUUCCCAACCCCAACGAGGCCGCACCUCCGUCAAUCAACACGUUCAGCUGGCUGGAUCUCAGUGCCGUUGGGGAUUAUGCGAUUGAAAACCGCGGCCCUCUCACGGGGAAUUUGAUGGAUAACUUGGAUCGCUUCGACGACAGUUCUGCGGAUGGAUUGUCGACGUCGCAGUUUGAUAUGUAUAUGCCGCCACAGUAUGCCAUGAAUGCGUGGUCGCCAUCGGGGAUCAUUUUUUGA